CAAUAUAUUGGAGUCCAUAAAAGGACAUGUCGCCAUAGAUAAGCGCUCGUUCUCUCUCUCUCUCUAAAACACUUGGAAAUAUAGCAGCAGCAGCAGCAGCAGCAGCAGUAGUAGUAGAAGAAGAAGAAGAAGUCGGCGCCAUAUCUGUUAUUGAUGGCCGCAUUCGGAGGAGGAGGAGGACGCGGAGCUUUCGCGUUCAACACCAUGAUCUCAAAGGCCAUAACACCGAAUCCUACGCUCCCUCUUCUUCGAUCUCCGCCGUCCAUCAAGCCCAAUCGGCUCAGCUUCCUCCAAGCCGCUCCAAGAUCAUCUCAGGCGCGCGAGAGUUCUAGUUCGUCGUCGGACGAUGAGAGGGACGUGGAGAGGAAGGCGAAGGAGGGGGCGAGGAAGGCGAAAGAGGCGGCGGAGGAAGGGAUGGAUCGGGCGAAGGGGAAAGCCGAGGAGGCCAAACACGCCACCAGGGAAAGAGGCAGCCGGGCGGCGGAGAAGGCGAAGGGGACUGCGCAGGAGGCACAGGAGAAGACGACUGACGUGGCGGAGAAGGCGGCGGAGACGGCAAAGGCGGCGAAGGACAAGACCGUGGAGGGGACGAUGUACGCGGGAGAGAAGGUGGGAGAGACGGCGAAGGAGGCGAAGGAUAAGACAGUGGAGGGAACGAAGUACACGGGGCAGAAGGCGGAGGAGAAGACGGAGGAGGCGAGCAGCAAGGUGGCGGAGACGGCGCAGAUGGUCGGGGAGAAGGCGAAGCAGGCAGUGCAGGACGCGUGGGGGGCGACGAAGGGGGCAGCGCAGAGCAUCAAGGAGAGCGUGGCAGGGAAGGACAAGGACGAGGCGCCGGCGAGGGAGGAGGAGAGGCGAAGGGAAUAGUACGUAGUGUGGUCCUCACAUGCAGUUUGUUGUAAUAGAAGAUGGGAAAUGUGUCGAGUUUUAAAAGCUUUAAACGUUGGUGCUCGCUCUCCUGGCGACAUUUGUUUUUUCCUAAUUCGAAAAUAAAAUUCCUGUCUUCGUGGAAAA
Molecule: messenger RNA, 1014 nt
Organism: Ananas comosus (pineapple)
Lineage: Eukaryota; Viridiplantae; Streptophyta; Magnoliopsida; Poales; Bromeliaceae
Exons: 3
Coding region: 154-867 (237 amino acids)
Source: RefSeq, a predicted model, not a curated record